This is a messenger RNA of Camellia sinensis, 2274 nucleotides long. The record is from RefSeq and is a predicted model, not a curated record. Lineage: Eukaryota; Viridiplantae; Streptophyta; Magnoliopsida; Ericales; Theaceae.
AUGGAGGAUAGUAUAAUGGAUGAUGGUGGACUUGAGGGAUGCAUUGAAGAAAUGGGAGAGUUGGCCAAGGAUAAAUCACUAUAUCUUGGUAUGGAGUUUCUAUCAGAAGAAGCUGCAUAUGAGUUUUAUAAUGAAUACGGAAGAAUUGUGGGGUUUAGUAGUAGAAGAGAUUAUUGUAACAAAAAUCAGAAAGAUGGUGUUAUGAUUAGUAGAAAGUUUGUUCGUUGUAAGGAGGGAGAGAGGGAAAAAGAUAAACGGCACACGAUGAUAAAAAAUCCUCGAAGUGAGACAAGAACAAAUUGUAAAGCAUUUAUGCAUAUAUCUUUUAAACGGGACUUGUCGAAGUGGAUUGUGUCGAAGUUUAAUAGCAACCACAACCACCCUUUGCAUCUUCUUCAAUGUACUUAUUUGAUGUCGUCUCAGAGAAAGGGUAAACCCGGGAUUGCUAUAGCUAAUGAGAGUGGAAUAUGUCUUAAGGCUUCACAUGAUCUUAUUAGUGCUAUAGCAGGAGGGAAGGAAUUUGUAGGGUUCACGCAAGAGGAUCAGAAAACCUACUUAUGUGCAAAAAGACAGCGAAAAUUGCAGUAUGGUGAAGUAGGGAGUUUGUUAAGAUAUUUCCAGCAGCAAGUGGCAGAAAAUUCAUAUUUCUACUAUGCCAUUCAGUUGGAUGUAGAUGAGAUGAUUACUAAUAUUUUUUGGGCUGAUCAUCAGAUGAUAACAGAUUGUGGGCUUUUCGGUGAUGAGGUGUCAUUCGACACAACUUUUCGAACAAAUAAGGAGUACCGUCCACUUGCUUUAUUUUCUGGCUUUAACCACUUUAGAAUGACAGUGAUUUUUGGUGCAGCAUUAUUAUAUGAUGAAACUGCAGAGUCAUUUGAAUGGUUAUUUGAAACAUUUUUGGAUGCAAUGUCAGGAAAAAAGCCUGUUAGUUUUUUCAUAGAUCAAGAUCAAGCAAUGGCUAAGGCAAUUUCACAAAUCAUGCCUGAGGUUUUUCAUGGGUUGUGCACUUUUAACCUAAUGCAAAAUGCUUUGAAGCAUUUAGGUUACUUGUUCAAGAGUGGUUCAAAAUUUAGUAGCGAUUUAAAAGCUUGCAUUUAUGACUACGAGAAUGAGCAUGAAUUAAUUGAAGCUUGGAAUUCUUUGAUUGAUAAAUACCACUUGCAAGAGAAUGAGUGGAUGAAAAAAACUUGGAGAAAAAGAGAGCACUGGGCGCAUGUGUAUAUGAAGUGGGUAUUUACUGUAGGAAUGCGAAGCACACAACUUAGUGAAAGUCUAAAUGGAACAUUAAGGGGAUAUUUGAAAGGUGAUCAUAACAUUGUUCAAUUCUUUACUCACUUCAAUCGGAUUGUUGUAGAAAAGCGGUAUGAGGAAAUUUCAGCAAUAUAUGAUUCUAGACAAAAGUUGCCAAGAAUGAAAUUGAAAAAGUCUCCCAUUUUAAUCCAAGUUGCGAGUUUGUACACCCCUCCUAUCUUUGAUUUAUUUCAUUGUGAGUUGGAUACGUCCCUUUGUUGUCAAGUGAAGCAAUUCCAUGAGUUAGAAGGAGAAGUUAAGUACGUGAUUGGCUUGUAUGGUAAUGGUGAAGAGUAUAUUGUGGAUGGUAGGGUGGAAGUUAUUGGGCUAAGAGGAGAAAAAAGCUGUCAAGAAAUACAUUGUACUGGUAAGAAAUUUGAGAACUUUGGAAUUUUAUGUAGUCAUGCAAUCAAAGCACUUGAUAGAAUGAAUGUUAUGAAAAUUCCCGAAAGGUAUAUAUUAGGCCGAUGGAGAUUGGAUGCAAAAGAUUGUGAAGUUGAAGAGAAAAAUGUUGUAGUGGAUGAGGAUGAUCUGAAGUUGUUAAUAUUAGUACGUUAUAGAGAUCUUUGUCCAAGAAUGGUGAAACUAGCAACUCAAGCAUCUAUGCACAAACCUGCCUAUCAAUUGGUUGAUGAAGGAAUUAAGGAAUUGUGUGUAAAAGUAAAUAAUAUGAUGAAGGGAGUCGGAAAUUUUGGUACCAAUGAAUUAGAUGUGGACGACCCCAACUUUGCACAAGUUAAGGGCAUAAAGAAGAAAGAUGUUGGACACAAAGGAAGGGGUAGAUUAAAACCUUGGCAUGAGAUAAUGAAUAAGAAGACAAAAGUUAUUUCACAACCUACCCGCCUUAGUAAGACUAUUGGUCAAUCAAGCAACACUAGAAAUGUUCAAAAUUCAACCUCAAGCCAACAACAGAUUAUUGGUCAAUCAAGCAAUAUCACAAAUGUUCAAAAUUCAUCCUCAAGCCAACAACAGGGGUCCAGAUGA